GCGCUAGCUUGUAUGCUAGCAGCUAGCCGUCGGUUAGCAUCUCCACGGACGUUGACUGCCCAACAACACGGAAACAAACCCCGGCAGAGCUUCUCUUCCAGCGGGACGUUUUCAGCGGCACUGACGGCCUCCCUUCUACCGCUUCUACACCCGGCUGUUCCCGCUUCUCCGUCCUCCUGGUCUCGUCAAAGCCCAAACAUGUCGGCGGUGCAGCGGAUGAAGGUGGCGAACGAGAGGCACAGCAAGACCAUCACACAGCGGGGACACGUCCAGAAAACAUCGCGGCCUGUAAACGAGGAGAAGUCUCCGGUGGGUCCGUGGCUGCUCGCUCUCUUCGUCUUCGUGGUUUGUGGAUCAGCCAUCUUCCAGAUCAUCCAGAGCAUCAGACAGGGAAUGUGAUGACCUCCAGCCUGAGCCGAGCCUAUCACACGGAGGGGGGCGGGGCAUGUGGCCAUUAUGACUCCGCCCUCCACACCUUUACACACACCCACACACUCACUCACACACACUGACUCGUUCCUGUGGAGUUAAAUCUGAGCUGUUUUCUUUUUUUUUUACUUCCUUCCUUGUUGAUGAAGCUGAUUGGUUAUUGAUUAUUGAUGGUUUGUCUGAUGAAGUCUUAACUCUGCCUCCUGUCGGUCUGUCUGCUGCUUUGAUUGGAGCUCAUGUUUGUUUAUUUUCUGACCUGAGAUCAGCUGAGAGGACUCUUGGAUUUAAAGGAGCAGACCGCUGUUUUUACCCAUCAUUCCCUUUAUCACCGUCACGUUCUUCAUCUGUCUGAUGAUGACUCUGCACGAUGGAAAACCCAGAGCAGAACACUCCUGUAAACAGGGCUGUCAUUGGUUGAUCCUAGUCCAAUCAAAUCAAUCCAUCCUUAUCUGAUAGUUUCACGACAGAAAUGGAAGUCCUGAACACUGUCAUUGGCUCAUUUCUUUAUUUCAGUCAUAAAUCACCAGAGAACUCCUGAACAGCGUGUCCUAACAGCAAACAUCAGCCAAUAAAUCUGCUCAGUUCA
Molecule: messenger RNA, 1015 nt
Organism: Cheilinus undulatus (humphead wrasse)
Lineage: Eukaryota; Metazoa; Chordata; Actinopteri; Labriformes; Labridae
Exons: 3
Coding region: 13-399 (128 amino acids)
Biological process (GO): endoplasmic reticulum unfolded protein response
Cellular component (GO): endoplasmic reticulum
Source: RefSeq, a predicted model, not a curated record